Oreochromis niloticus (Nile tilapia) is the source of this 2004-nucleotide messenger RNA. It is a transcript of the gene hsbp1b, whose product is annotated as heat shock factor binding protein 1b. Bases 150 to 383 code for a protein of 77 amino acids. Gene Ontology annotation, cellular component: cytosol; nucleus. Gene Ontology annotation, biological process: cellular heat acclimation. The record is from RefSeq and is a predicted model, not a curated record. Lineage: Eukaryota; Metazoa; Chordata; Actinopteri; Cichliformes; Cichlidae. The transcript has 4 exons. Gene Ontology annotation, molecular function: transcription corepressor activity.
UCUCGCGAGAUUCUCUGUGCUUUGGAACAGCUGACUGUGCUGUGGGUGUUGUGCGAGAUUGCUUACUUCGAGUUGAUAGCAAAACAGUCGCUAGAUAGCGGUUUGAAUUUUUGUGCUGUUUAGGCGCUGAUAAUCAUUUACAUCACAACAUGGCUGAGACGGACCCCAAAUCGGUGCAGGACCUUACCAAUGUGGUUCAGACUCUGCUGCAACAGAUGCAGGACAAGUUCCAGACCAUGUCAGACCAGAUCAUUGGAAGGAUUGAUGAAAUGAGCACACGUAUUGAUGACUUGGAAAAAAACAUUGCUGACCUGAUGACCCAGGCUGGUGUUGAGGAGAUCGAGGCAACACCAGAAAAAGCUAAAGAGGGUCAAGGAUCAUAAUGAAGGUUCCUAAAUCACAAGGUGUGAAGUCGGUCCUGUAUUCAGGAGCAGCAGACUUUCCAUUCUGAAAAUGACUAAUAUUGAUUUGGUGUGUCGUUAUGUGAAAUGCUUUUUUAUAUAUUGUGAAACGGUUAUGUAAUGACUUGAAAAUUUGAACGUUACUUGUAAGCUAGAAUAGUGUGACAUGCCCUUCAGCACCUCAAGUGCUCAUGUGCAGGAUUGCAGAUUUAGCGUACUAACCUGGAGGUUAUUUUCAUAUACAUGUAUAUCAGUAAUUGAAGUCCUUGACACGAAAGCAGACAGUGAUGGUUUUGCCCUAGCCUCUGGUGAGGACUAAAACUUGCAGGCUAACAGGUUAGUAGAACCUCCAAUCCAAUGUCCGCACCAACAUGGUGCAGCGAAUCUCUAAAGCUAGCAGUGUUUCACAAUGAGCACUGUUACAACCAUUGUGUGGGAUGCAUUCCAAUCCUGAUAGUCUUCUAUUAAAGCUAUUUAAUACACAGCUGUUUGUCAUGUAUGGUCAAUAUUUGAAAAGAGGAGUGCACUAUGAAGUGAGAUUAGUGAGUUAUUGGAGUCUGUCAAGCUUAAAGUCAGUUUUCUGUUAUGAAAACUGACUUUAAGACAAGUGGCUCUUUUAACCUAAGUCACUAUGGUCACUUAACCGGAAGCCAUAAGCCGCUCGGCAGCAGGUUAUGUUCAGAGUUUCAGUAAAAAAAAAAAAAAUCCAUAUUUUCAGAGUUUUUUCUUUUAUUCAUAGCAUUUUUAAAAAGUGUGAUAUAUACACAUGUUGGGGGAAUAAGUUUUAUAUGUCCCAAGUUGUUAAGCUGCACUUUAGUGGAACCACUAAAUGUAAUCCCCUGACGAUGACUUAUGUAUGUGCAUGUUUAUUUAAGUGAAGCAAAAAAAAAAAAAAAAAAGUAGAAAUGUUACACUUCAUUCCAUCUCUUUCCUGUUUAUCCAGUUCAGAUGUGUGUGUGGGGGAGACUGGAGCCUAUCCCAACUAUUUAGUACAGCGGUGUCAAACUCCAGGCCUCGAGGGCCGGUGUCCUGCAGGUUUUAGAUGUGUCCUUGAUCCAAAACAGCUGAUUUAAAUGGCUGAAUGACCUCCUCAGCAUCUGAAGGUCUCCAGAGGCCUGAUAAUGAACUAAUCAUUUGGUUCAAGUGUGUUGACCAAUGGUGAGAUCUAAAACCUGUAGGACACCGGCCCAUGAGGCUGGAGUUGGACACCCCUGAUUUAGUACAACUGCAGCUACCAGCAUACAGACCCCACACAAAGAGUACUAAUGUGAAAUUCAUUUCACAUCAACCUGCUGACAAAUGAAAGUGAUUUGUGCAUCUCCUGUGCAUCAGGCACAUUUAAUGUAUCCAGUCUAAAAGACUCAGAACUAUUUCUGAGGUGACAGCCCCAAAAUCACACUCGGCAAUAACAUAAUAAAUUCUAAUGUUUACCACUUUAUGCACCAAAUCCAAUUUUUACACCAUCUGAUAACAUCUCAGAUUGGAGUAGAUGGCACUUGGAUCAUUUUGUGUGGAACAAAGAGUCCUGAUGCAUGAAACACCUUUUUACACGAUCGCGCACUGAGCUGAAAGCAGAAAGCCAGACUUGAAGGUUGCUAACCGA